AUGAAGUACGCUACGCUGAACACUGGUGCCAAGGUCCCCAUGGUGGCCAUGGGCUGCUUUAUGGGCAAGGGAGCCAACCCGGGUGACCCUGAUGAAGCGGGUGAUGCUACCAAGAUGGCCCUGGAUGUGGGCUACCGCCACUUUGACACGGCCGCCCUCUACAAGAACGAGGCGCUGGUCGGCCAGAUUCUGCGCGAGAGCAAGGUGCCGCGUGAGGAGCUGUUUGUGACUACCAAGGUGUGGAACGACCGCCACCACGAUGUCGAGAAGGCGUUCUUCGAGUCGUUGGACCGCCUCAACAUCGAGUACAUCGACCUGCUGCUGAUGCACUGGCCGAUCUCUUCGAAGCCGGGCAAGGACUUUGAGAAGGACGAGACGACCAACUUUGUGGAGGCUUGGAAGCAGUUCGAGAAGCUCAUUGAGACGCACCCUGACAAGGUCAAGGCGAUCGGUGUGAGCAACUUUAGCGUGAAGACGCUCACGGAGCUGCUGAAGCACGCCAAGAUUGUCCCGGCGAUGAACCAGGUGGAGACGCACCCGUACAACCAGGAGACGGAACUGCUGGAGCUUUGCAAGAAGAACGGCAUUGUCAUGUCGGCGUACUGCCCGCUGGGCCAGGCCGGCUCGCCGAUCCUCAAGGACGAGGACAUCCUGGCUGUGGCAAAGGAGGCCAACGCCACCGCGGGCCAGGUCAUCCUUAGCUGGAACGUGCAGCGUGGUGUCGUCGUCCUGCCGAAGAGCACGCACAGGGAGCGCCUUGCGCAGAACAUCAACACGGUGCAGCUGACUGAUGCACAGAUGGACCGUGUCAACCGCAUCGCGCAGGACCCGAACCGUCGCUGCCGUUUCUGCGCCGUGUACGACCCCGAGACCAAGACGGUGCUGGGCUGGACGUACGAGGAGCUCGGCUGGGAGAGGCCUGCCAACGUGGAGUAA
Malassezia pachydermatis is the source of this 936-nucleotide messenger RNA. RefSeq names its product aado keto reductase. The transcript has a single exon. Gene Ontology annotation, molecular function: oxidoreductase activity. The record is from RefSeq and is a predicted model, not a curated record. Bases 1 to 936 code for a protein of 311 amino acids. NCBI's taxonomy places the organism in Eukaryota, Fungi, Basidiomycota, Malasseziomycetes, Malasseziales, Malasseziaceae.